Messenger RNA from Rotaria sp. Silwood1, 542 nucleotides. The record is from the annotation of a GenBank genome assembly. Lineage: Eukaryota; Metazoa; Rotifera; Eurotatoria; Philodinida; Philodinidae.
GGUGAUAUUGCAAGUAAUGGUCUUAAACAAGUAGCUGAAUGAGGAGCAAUUGGUACAAUGCAAAAAGAAAUAAAAAAAUCAUGUGAAUCUCUUUGUAUUUUGUUUUUUUUUUAAAUAAUAAUUUGAAAAAUAAUAUAUUUAUUUAGACUAAAUUGGGUGUUAUUCGUAAUUUGAUGAUUGUACCUGGUCUUUGGACAGUUAAUAUAAGUAAAACAACUACAGGUGCUUUUACAACUUCAAGAAAUCAUCAUUUCUUAUCAUUUGUUACUAUGCUUGGACCAUCACCUGAUUGGAUUACUGGUGUAUCUGCUCUUGAUUUAUGUCUUCCAAAUUGUACAUGGUUAGAUAACUAUGAAGAAUUACAUCAUCCAAUUGAUGCUGGAACAGAUAUGGGCGUUCGAUAUGAUGGUCCUAAACGACCGGAGAAUCCGCGUAAACCAAUUGCACCAAUUUUUUCAAGCAAUCAACCACCUCCAUUUGCUAAAUUGAGUAUUAAACGAAUUAUGGUACAAGGUGUAGCUUGUCCAAAUGGCCGACAAUAA